AUGCGCUCCUUUGCCAUCCUCUCCGCUGCCGGCCUCGCCGCCGCCCAGGUCACCUCCAUUGUCAUCACGGACGGCAUCACGGCGACCGUGACCCUCCCGGUCUUCCCUGAGCCUACCGAGACCGUCACUGCUACCGUCCCCGCGACCACCGUCACCGUCUCUUCUUCCGUUUCUGCCGAGCCCUCGCCCUCCACCACUGUGACCAUCCCCGAGGGCACCACCACUGUCCCGGGCGGCAUCACGACGACUACUGUCGUUGUCGUCAGCGACCCUCCCGUCACCGUCACGACUCCCAUCGUCGUUCCCACCGGCACCGGCCCCGUCGUGACCCUUCCCACCAUCACCGAGUCAGCGGCCUCCUCCAUCACCGUCGUCAUCCCUCCUCUGAUCAACACCACCCUCUCUACCUUCACCCAGACCUAUUUCACCUCAUCCCCCAACGCCACCACCACGGGCCCCGUCACAGUGCCCACCGCUGCUGCCGACAAGGUCAAGAGCUCUGCCGCCGGCCUUAUCGCCUUUGGCAUUGCGAGCUUCUUCCUUUUGUAA
Molecule: messenger RNA, 549 nt
Organism: Colletotrichum orchidophilum
Lineage: Eukaryota; Fungi; Ascomycota; Sordariomycetes; Glomerellales; Glomerellaceae
Exons: 2
Coding region: 1-549 (182 amino acids)
Source: RefSeq, a predicted model, not a curated record